This is a messenger RNA of Ectocarpus sp. CCAP 1310/34, 1348 nucleotides long. The record is from the annotation of a GenBank genome assembly. Lineage: Eukaryota; Phaeophyceae; Ectocarpales; Ectocarpaceae.
AUGGAGUCUCUGGAGCACCUCCCCCAGGAGGCGGUACCACCCACGCGGGACAACCCCUACGGAGGUCAAGAGGCCAGGAACAUGGCAUACGCACGAACGAGAAGCUCGCAAGGGCAAGGGGGGCACGCGUUCCUGAGAGCGGCUCCCACCGACCGAGCUCGAGAGAUUCCAUCGAACGAAUUCGUCUACGCGACGAGACGCGCCUUGGGAGUUGAAGAAUUCUUGGCGGAAAGAUGUCCCAGGUGCCACAGAGGCAGGGAAGGCGAGAUCAUCACAACGGUGCACGCAAGGACCUGUCCAAGGGAUGGAGCACAGGUCAACAUGCACGAGCCGUUAAAGUACACACUAUCGAGAGCACUCAACGGCCUUCGCGUCAAACACGACGUUGAAAGCGGGGCACCGUUCACGGGGGAAAGAAACCUGAGCAUGGACAUCGUCAUCAGGCCAGGAGCCCUCACGAACGCAUCUUCUCCGGGGUACCGCAACAAAGGAAUACUCCUCGAUGUCACACACGCAGACCCGCAAGCACAGGUACACUUGCGGAACGGCAGCGCGACCAGCGAUGGAAUCGCAGCCCAAGCAUCCGAGGCGCGAAAGCGUCAGCACUACGCUCGUCCGGGACACGUGUCCUUUGACGAACGCAGCUUUAAACUUACCACCUUAGCCGUGGAAAGCUUUGGCCGCCUUGGAGAGGAGGGUUACGAGUUCAUCGAUGAACUUGCGACACAUGCCGUGGGAGGAAGGGACGGAGGAACGAUGGCUCUGAAAGGAGUCUUCAAGGAACGACUUCUUCAGAUCGUUUCGGUGGCUACACAGGUGGCCAUAUCUCGGCGAGUGCAGAGGUACAAGCUCGCAUUGCGCGGGCGUCAAGACGCCGAAAACAGGCGAACAAGAUCGACCUCGGACCAGUCAACGCCAAUGAUAUGGGGAUGGAGUGUAGACGCAUCGUAGAACGCGUUUUCGUUUGAAGUUGGCGUCUUGAUUGAGAGUAGAUGUGACAGAUUUGCGUAAAAUAGGGUAGGAUGUUAUCAUGAACGGAGAAGAAAGGGCUUUCCAACACGGAGAUGUAGUAUGGAUCAAAGCAUUUGUUGGAUUUCAGCUUUUACAAGCGGACAUCAACGCAGUAGUAUUUUAGCAAGCUUACGAACGCAUAUAGGAUACCAUCAGGAUUGUCAUUGGUUUUAUUUCAAGUUGAAGAGGAGAUACUUUUACGAUGUAAAUGACAGUAGAAAUAAGUCCUACAUAUGUUGUUGUACUUCGUAUUGGUUUAAUAUUCAUGUAGAGUAUGAGACAUUAAGUGAAAGUUUUCUGAGGUACAUCUGCAAUUGUCGGAAGGCAAAAAAAGAAA